Messenger RNA from Rubroshorea leprosula, 632 nucleotides. NCBI's taxonomy places the organism in Eukaryota, Viridiplantae, Streptophyta, Magnoliopsida, Malvales, Dipterocarpaceae. The record is from the annotation of a GenBank genome assembly.
ACAUCCACAACAUCUUCCUCUUCCACAUUUUCAGGGUACAAUGGCUACAAUGGCUAGAAUGGGUGUUUUCACUGAUGAAAUAGAGCACACCACAAAGAUCCAGCCAGCUCGGUUGAUCGGGGCCUUUGCCUGUGCCCCAACGGACAUUCGGAAUGUCGAACUGAUUGAAGGAGAUGGAGGCCCCGGAAGAAUUAUAAAGAUCACCUUUGGAGAAGGAAGCCAAGUCGAGUAUGUGAAGUAUAAGAUUGAGAGUCUAUUUGGUGGAGCUUCUAGUGGCUUCAGCUCUGAAGCAGUCGACGAGAAGGGCUUGUCAUUCAACUAUGGUCUCAUUGAAGGCGAUGCUCUGAUGAACAAUCUUGAGAAAAUCUCUUACGAAAUCAAGUUUAUGGCAGGUCCAGAGGGAGGAUCCAUUUGCAAAAUCAGCAUCAGCAACCAUUUUACCAUUGGUGACAUUUAUAUCAAGGAAGAAGAUGUCAAAGCGGAGAAAGAAAGGGCCUUGGGAUUGUUCAAGGCAGUAGAAGCCUACCUCCUCGCAAACCGUGAAGCCUGUAAGAUGAAAGUUGAUUAAGCCUUUAUUUGGCUUGUCUGAGUGUUUUACACUUCUGGAUAAAUUAUAAAGGAAGGAUUUGACA